AUGCCAUUUCAGUUGAAAAUAUGUGCAGAGGAGAAACUGUAUAAAUGCUUGGAAUGUGCAAAGAGCUUCAGCAGCAGUGGGAAUCUUAGUAAACAUCACUGGAUGCAUACUGGCGAGAAACCAUAUAAGUGCUUAGAAUGUGGGAAGAGAUUCAUUCUCACAGGGGAGAAGCCAUAUAAAUGCUUGGAAUGCGAGAAGAGCUUCAGAGUGAGCGGAAGUCUUACUCUUCAUCAAAGAACUCAUACUGGCAAGAAACAAUACAAAUGCUUUCAAUGUGGGAAUACCUACAUUCAAAGGAAUCACUUGAUUUCACAUGAAAGAAUCCAUACCGGGGAGAAACUAUAUCAAUGCUUGGAAUGUGGAAAGGGCUUCAGUGUGAGUGAAAAAUUUACUGUACAUCAAAGAACGCACACUGGAGAGAAACCAUAUCAAUGCAUUGAAUGUGGAAAGAACGUCAGCACCAGCGGAAGUCUUAGUAGACAUCAAAGAGUGCACACUGGGGAGAGACCGUAUAAAUGCUUGGAAUGUGGAAAGAGCUUCAGUCGAAUUGACCAUGUCACAUCACAUCAAAGAAGCCACUCUGGUGAUUAAUUCCAGAAAUGGUCGUCAUUCACCUGCUUUUGCAGAAACAGAAAAACACUUCCUCUUCAAAAGCCUGUUUGUUUUGGCAUUAAUUUAUCUUGGAUACAUUUGUCGAAAGAGAUGCCUUGCUUAUAACUGAUAA
Molecule: messenger RNA, 724 nt
Organism: Hemicordylus capensis (graceful crag lizard)
Lineage: Eukaryota; Metazoa; Chordata; Lepidosauria; Squamata; Cordylidae
Product: zinc finger protein 664-like
Exons: 2
Coding region: 1-591 (196 amino acids)
Source: RefSeq, a predicted model, not a curated record